Uranotaenia lowii is the source of this 3126-nucleotide messenger RNA. RefSeq lists its product as uncharacterized. NCBI's taxonomy places the organism in Eukaryota, Metazoa, Arthropoda, Insecta, Diptera, Culicidae. The record is from RefSeq and is a predicted model, not a curated record. The coding region runs from base 1 to 3126 and encodes 1041 amino acids. The transcript has a single exon.
AUGGCCCACGAGCUUCAGAAAGCCCAGCUGCUUUCUCGGAGGGACACACUGAUCGCAUCCCUGGGUCGGGCAGAGGCAUUCAUCGAUGGAUACGACGAGCAACGAGACCAGCCACAAGUGAGAAUACGUUUGGAGUACUUCGACUCCAUGUGGACAGCGCUAGAGCAGGUGCAGGGUGAACUGGAGGACACCGAAGCGACUGAAGAAGGUAGGACACAAAAUGCAGAAUUACGAGCUAAUUUCGAGCCUAGAUUGUUCAAAGUCAAAGGGGACUUGGUAUCUAAAUUGCCCGCCACUACUUCGUUUGAAACGCCAAAUCCUCAACCCUCUCUCUCAACCACACAUCUUUCUGGAAUCAAGCUACCCACAAUCUCCCUUCCCGAGUUCGAUGGUGACUACGAGCAAUGGUUACCAUUUCAUGACACAUACGUCGCUCUCAUUCACAAUAAUCCCGACCUACCACCCAUACAAAAAUUCCAUUAUUUAAGGGCAGCUUUGAAGGGGGAAGCUGCUCAGUUAGUUGAAUCGAUCUCCAUUUCUUCGGCUAACUACAAUCUAGCAUGGAACAUGCUUACUGGUCGGUAUGCUAACGAGUACCUUCUAAAGAAGAGGCACCUACAGGCAUUGUUCGACAUACCACGCGUGAGAAAGGAGACAGCAGCUACGCUUCACAGCUUGGUCGACGAUUUUGAGCGCCAUACGAAAAUCCUGCAUCAACUGGGGGAGCCAACCGAUAGCUGGAGUGCGAUUUUGGAGCAUCUACUGUGUACGCGAUUGCACGACGACUCUCUUAGGGCCUGGGAGGAUCAUGCGUCCACCAUCGAGAACCCGAACUACGCCUGUAUCAUCGAAUUUCUGCAACGACGAAUCCGUGUGCUGGAAUCAAUAUCGGUCAACCACCACCCGUCAAGCUCAAACAUCGUUGCGCCACCGCAGCACGCAAAACGAUUUAUCAGCCACCAGCGUCUUUCAUCUUUUUCGUCAACCACAGCCACGAAUUGGAACUGCCCGGCGUGUCAUCAGCAACACACUUUGCUAAAGUGCUCGAAAUUCCAUCGACUGCCUGUCAACGAGCGCCUGAAGAUAGUCACCAUCAAAGGUUUCUGCAUCAACUGCCUGCUCCCAAACCAGGUAGGACACAACUGCUCUACCCACAAUUGCCGACACUGUGGUCGAAGACAUCAUUCGCUUUUACACAUUCACCGCUCUGAUGAAGGAAGGAGAAACAACAGUGAACACCAGCCGAACAGCUCGACACCUGUGGUAGUCCAAACAAAUUCAUCCUCCCCACGAGCCGGUCCGGCUCAGCAAACAUCCGCAGCAACUGCUGAAAUCGUUCCACACAUCGAAAGCAGCACACCCAUAAGCCAGCCGAACGAGACCGUUUUCCUUAUGACUGCUAUCGUUAAUGUCGUCGACGCCUUCGGAAAACCUCACCCAGCCCGUGCGCUUCUGGACAGCGCGUCGCAGCCUAACUUAAUAACCGAACGCAUGGCACAGCUGCUACGCGUAAAACGACAUAGGGUAAACGUGACAAUUAUGGGCGCAGGUCAACUUUCGAAACCAGUUCGAGAAUCAAUUUUUACCCAAGUUAAAUCUCGCUCUAGCAACUUCUUCUGCGAUGCCAAUUUUCUUGUGAUGCACAAAGUAACCGCUAAUCUCCCUGCACAGGACGUAUCCCAAUUAGACUGGAAACUUCCGAAUGAAAUCUCACUUGCUGACCCCUCUUUUCAUCGAAGUCAACCGAUCGAUCUUGUCUUAGGUGCUAGGCAUUUUCACGGUUUCUUCCCCACUGCAGCUCGUUUACAGAUCGACAAUCGACUUCCUCUCCUUGUCGAUAGCGUUUUUGGGUGGAUAGUAUCAGGUUCCGGUACGUAUGUUGGUCCCGAUGGUGAUAAGGAGGUUAACAAAAGGCUACAAACAACCGUCGUGUCCAUGGUUUCUCUUGAGCAGAUCAUCGAAAGGUUCUGGACGACCGAAAGCCUGUGCAUCAAUGACACAUAUUCAGCGGAAGAGAAAUUUUGUGAAACCCUGUACGAUUCUACCACCACACGCAACGAAAAAGGACGAUAUUUGGUACGCUUACCCCGAAAAGCUGAUUUCAACGUCAUGAUUGGCAACUCGAAAGCGAGCGCGCUUCGCCGGUACCAAUUACUGGAACGCCGAUUGAAUAGAAACCCGGAACUCAAGGAGGAAUACGACAGAUUCAUGCGGGAAUAUCUCUCCCUUGGCCACAUGAAACUGGUCAACGCGGACGACGAUCGCUCUCCCGUAUCCUAUUACCUGCCACACCAUCCCGGCUCUUCAAAAGCUUCAUCCGGCUUCUCACUCAAUGAAGCCCUUUGCGUGGGUCCUGUAAUGCAGGACGACUUGCUUACGCUCAUUCUCCGGUUCCGUACACUGCCAAUUGCUCUCGUAGGCGACAUAGCAAAAAUGUAUCGGCAGGUUCUAGUACACCCGGAAGACACACCCCUGCAGAGAAUCCUCUGGCGUUUUACCAACCACACUCCAAUCCAGACCUACGAGUUGCUCACCGUUACCUACGGUCUGGCCCCAUCAUCCUUUCUCGCGACCCGUACCCUGAAGCAGUUAGCGAAAGAAGAAGGUUCAUCGUACCCCCUGGGCCAGGCGGCUCUCGAAAAAUGCUUCUAUGUGGACGAUUUCAUCGGAGGAGCCCGAUCGAUCGAAGAAGCCGUAAGUCUGAGGAACGAACUAUCUGAGCUGCUAUCGAAAGGAGGAUUCGAGCUACGUAAAUGGACUUCGAACCGUCUCGAGGUACUUCACGGUUUGAACGACGACCAAAUUGGGACACACUCUUCUCUGCAGUUUGGCCCCAACGAGACGGUAAAAACGCUGGGAAUUAGCUGGGAACCCGAGGCCGAUUUUCUUCGAUUCGAUUCGCAAGUUGAACCAAACGAAAAACCGUGGACCAAGCGAGCAAUCUUGUCCACCAUCGCUAAACUCUUCGACCCGAUGGGACUGAUCUCUCCGGUGGUGGUGACAGCGAAGAUGGUGAUGCAGCAGCUCUGGCUACUACCAUGUGGAUGGGACGAUCCAGUGCCAGAAAGCCUAUUUGGGGGUCCAAAUUAUCAGAUAUCGAUUAACAAAUGCGUGUUCACUGUUUGA